AGCCGCAAAGAAGCUUGUUGGCUCUCUUCGUCGUCGGCCGCUGACGAGAAAAAAAUUGUCUUUUUUUCAAACAGCGAAGCGGUGGCGAAUAGAAUAAUGGAGCAAAAUCGUUAUUCUAGGGUUCUGAAAGGACGGGAUGUCUGCAUAUAAAAAUCGGAUUUUUAGACAUUUUUCUCCCUAAUAAUUAUAGUGCAGAACUAGAGAUCCGAUCUCUUUACUACGUCGGAGGACUUCUAUUUCAUCAGAUUUCAAACUCCAGCUUGAACAGGAGCUGCGAGGUUGAUUUCUUGGGAUGGGUUCGAGGAGCUCCAAGCUUCUUGCUUGCUGCUGGCAUUCGAAGAAGAAGAAGUCGUCGAUUCUGGAAGCUUCGGACGCCGAGGGGGAGGAGAAGUCGGAUGGUUAUCAAUUGCAACCGUUUCAGGAGUUCUCAUUUGAGCAGCUUAGGAUUGCGACUUCAGGGUUUGCGGCGGAAAAUAUCGUUUCAGAACAUGGGGAGAAAGCUCCCAAUGUGGUUUAUAAAGGAAAGCUGGAUGCUCGGAGGAAGAUUGCUGUUAAGAGGUUUAACAGAUCUGCCUGGCCUGAUCCGCGCCAGUUCUUGGAAGAAGCAAAGGCUGUUGGCCAACUUCGAAACCACAGAUUAGUUAAUUUGCUUGGCUGCUGCUGCGAAGGUGAAGAGAGACUGCUUGUGGCGGAAUACAUGGCCAAUGAAACACUCGCCAAACACCUCUUUCACUGGGAGAAUCAACCAAUGAAAUGGCCAAUGCGACUGAGGGUCGCACUUUAUCUAGCAGAGGCCUUAGAAUAUUGCACUAGCAGCGGCCGUGAUCUUUAUCAUGAUCUUAAUGCUUAUAGAAUUCUUUUUGAUGAUGAUUGCAAUCCCAGGCUUUCGUGCUUUGGCCUCAUGAAGAAUAGUCGGGAUGGUAAAAGUUAUAGCACAAAUUUGGCAUUCACUCCUCCAGAAUAUCUGAGAACUGGAAGGAUCACACAGGAAAGUGUUAUUUACAGCUUUGGCACAUUGCUGCUUGAUAUUCUUAGCGGAAAGCAUAUUCCUCCAAGCCAUGCCUUGGAUUUGAUUAAAGAUCGAAACUUUCAUAUGCUGACGGAUUCUUGUUUGGAAGGGCAGUUUUCAAAUGAGGAUGGCACCGAACUGGUGCGCUUAGCUUCUAGGUGUUUACAAUUUGAGCAACAAGAACGGCCUAAUGUAAAAUCAUUAGUCCUUGCAUUGACUCCUCUCCAAAAGGAUGUUGAGGUUCCUUCGUAUGUUUUGAUGGAUAUGCCCCAUGGAGAUGCAUCAUCUGUCGAGUCUAUAUCACUUUCUCCGCUUGGCGAAGCUUGCCUUCGAAUGGAUCUGACCGCCAUACAUGAGAUACUGGAAAAGAUUGGGUACAAAGAUGAUGAAGGAACAGCUAAUGAGCUAUCCUUUCAAAUGUGGACAAAUCAAAUGCAAGAGACUUUGAACUCAAAGAAGAAGGGUGAUACUGCUUUCCGGGUCAAGGAUUUAAAUACUGCUAUAGAGUGCUAUAGUCAGUUCAUUGAUGUCGGAACCAUGGUUUCUCCGACCGUGUUCGCCCGUCGAAGUCUCUCUUACUUGAUGAGCGAUAAACCGCAAGAAGCUCUAAAUGACGCGAUGCAGGCCUUAGUCAUCUCUCCAACUUGGCCGACUGCGUUCUAUCUUCAAGCCGCCUCUCUUUUCGCCCUCGGAAUGGAGACCGACGCUCGAGAGGCGCUCAAAGAAGGCUCAUCUUUGGAGACGAAAAAGAGCGGAGCCUCCGGCCGCUGAACUCAUAAUAAACAACACAUACUUUCAGAUUUUGAGAAUUCGUUGUUUUUUUUUUCUUUUUUCGUUCUCGAGAAUGUUCGUCAAGUCGAUUUUCGAAGAACUAAUUCUAUCAGUUUCAGGCAUUUUGCAUGGCAUCAUUCAUUGAAUGUGGUAUGGGAAUAUUGUGCUUUGUUGUUGUUGUAUAUAUGCUGCCUGAUAUGAUUGGUUCAGUAGUGAAGGCAUUGGUGCUGUUGGUAACAUGUAUUUUUAUACUUUAGGGUGUGAUUUUAAUUGUAUUUUCAAAUGACCCCCCUAUUAUUCAGGUUCUUUUAAUAAGACUUUUGCCCUUUUUUUUGCAA
Phalaenopsis equestris is the source of this 2118-nucleotide messenger RNA. Its product is annotated as probable serine/threonine-protein kinase BSK3. Gene Ontology annotation, biological process: brassinosteroid mediated signaling pathway; protein phosphorylation. Lineage: Eukaryota; Viridiplantae; Streptophyta; Magnoliopsida; Asparagales; Orchidaceae. The transcript has 11 exons. Bases 293 to 1780 code for a protein of 495 amino acids. The record is from RefSeq and is a predicted model, not a curated record. Gene Ontology annotation, molecular function: protein binding; protein kinase activity; ATP binding.